This is a messenger RNA of Lizanozyma spartinae, 2115 nucleotides long. RefSeq lists its product as uncharacterized. Gene Ontology annotation, molecular function: transcription cis-regulatory region binding; DNA-binding transcription factor activity. The record is from RefSeq and is a predicted model, not a curated record. Gene Ontology annotation, biological process: regulation of DNA-templated transcription. Lineage: Eukaryota; Fungi; Ascomycota; Pichiomycetes; Serinales; Debaryomycetaceae. The coding region runs from base 1 to 2115 and encodes 704 amino acids. Gene Ontology annotation, cellular component: nucleus. The transcript has a single exon.
AUGGAAGUAGACAAAGACAUUGGAGGAGCUCAGGCAUUGCUUCAAUUAGGAUCCAAGGCCAAUGAAGAUGAGCCCUCAGGUGGUGACGUUGUUCAUGAAGAUCAAAAUGAUUUGGUGGUGCAUGAAUCAGAAGAAGCUGGAGAUGAUCAUCAUGUAACUGGUAGAGAUGACGAUAAGGAUCAAGAGCUUAAUGAUGCUGUUGAGGCAGCAGUGAUGAAAUAUGUGGGUGGUACACUCAAUUCUGGUUCUGGUGAUAAUGGUCACAAUAUUCAUCAUAUGAAACUGAGAAGACUACCUGGUGAGUCUAAUAACAGGGACGAUCCUGAUGUACAUAAUGAUCCUAAUCACGAUCCUGAGUUGGAAAGCGAGCAUGCAAAGGCAUUGAGGAGACGUAAGUUGGCGAAUGAAGAGUUCAUGAAUGAUAUUGACCUGUGGGCUUUCUUACAUGAUAAUGUGGCGGAUAGUAGAGACAAUGAUGUUAAUGUUAAUUUUGAUCAAACUUCUCAGUUGACUAAUAGUGACGGUGGAAAGAGGAAACGUCGUAGAAAGACCGGUGAUGAUUUUCGGGAUUCCUCGUUACUGAAUCUUGAAUCUCAAGAACAUGAGGAUUUGGUUCGUGCUGCUAUUAUGGAUGUCAGAGCUUUGGAAUGGUCACAUCAACAAACUCCUGAACAUGCUACAAAUGAUGAUGAAGCCAUGGCACAGGUUGCUUCUCAAGCAGUUGCAUCUGUAACUGCUGCGGCUGCUGCUGCGGCUGCUGAAGCUGCUGAACUUGAAAAGAAGUUGAGUAUACAUCUGCAACAACAACAGCAACAGCAGCAGCAACAUCAACAUCAACAGCAACAUCAACAGCAACAACAAAGGAAAAGAGGAAGAAAGAGACAAAAAUUGGAUGAAGAAGAAGAAGCUAAAAGUUUAACUCGUGAAUGGCCCAACUUAACUCCAUUAACAACAGAAGAAGAUUUGGUAAUUGCUGCUGGACAAAUUACUCAUGAAUGGUUUGAUCAAACUAUUUUAUCUGAAGGUGAAAUGGAAGUUGAAGAGUUGGAGAAGUUGGAUCCUCAGAGAAAGAAAGAUUUGUUUAAGAAACUUGGACCUCGUUAUUUCACACCAUUGGAAAUUGAAGCUGUGGAUUAUUUUAUUCUGGGUUAUUGUCAUUUGAAGGAGCUUACACGUGAAGAAAUUUGUGCCAGAGUAUGGACUCAUGGUAGAUUAAAGGAUACAUUCUGGAUUAAUUUAACCAGAGUAUUCCCAUAUCGUUCACGUGCCAGUGUAUAUAAGCAUGUUAAACGUCAAUACCAUGUAUACAACAUUAGAGGAACAUGGACAAAAGAAGAUGAUAAUUUAUUAGGUGAACUUGUUCAAAGUAGACCUGGUAAUUGGAAAUCUAUUGGGGAAACCAUGGGAAGAAUGCCUGAAGAUUGUCGUGAUAGAUGGAGGAAUUAUCUUAAAUGUGGGGAUAAUAGAACACUGGAUAGAUGGACCAAAGAGGAAGAAGACAAAUUACUUAAAGCUGUGGUAGAGAUACUAUCUAAAUUAAAAACAGAUAUUAAUUUCCGAGAUUAUGAUAAGAAUAAAUUACUUAAUUGGACAGUUGUUAGUGAGAAAAUGGAUGGAAGAAGGUCAAGAAUUCAGUGUCGAUAUAAAUGGCGUAAAUUGGUUAAACGAGAACAGAAUGAAUUGGCUCAAUUGAUGUCUCUUCCUCAUAAAGUUUGGAUGUUUGAUAUACUUUUACAGUCAGAAUAUACUCUGUUGGAUAAAGUGGAUUGGAGUAAGAUUGCAGAUGAAAGACCUUUUGAACCUAGAAAUGAACUUCAGCUGUUACUUACUCGACUGGAUCAAGGUGAAGCGUAUCGAAUUGCAUUUGAGAGAUUGACUCAAAAGAAACGUAAGACCAGUCCUCGUCUUGAGUUUAAGGAACUUAUAUCCAAAGUGAGAGAACUAUGCAUAGCCAAUGAGUUCCAUUAUGAAUCCAAUGACAGACAUCCGGGCACGAGGAAGAAGUCGAAUAUGUCCGAUGAUACUGAAGAGAAGAAUGGGCAGGAUUCGGUUGAAGAUGCAGCAUCUAUUGCUAAUGCAGCAGUGGCUGCAGUACUUAAGAAUGGACUUGAAUAA